GGAGCGAUGUUGUCAAAUGAAGGUUGUCCAGUGACUGUUGAAAUUAUAUCGGUACGACAUGGGGACAAUGUGGAUGUUGAACACGAUUACGGAGAUGAGAGAGACGAUGAAAUGACUUUUGAUACCUCCCAUGAAGGGGCUGAAUACGAAACAGUAAGAACUUCAACAUCCAGAAACAAGCCUAUAAUACACCACAACAAUAUUCCUUACUUAUUUCAUCAACUAAGCAAAAAUGGUUUGGUUAAAUUUUGGCGUUGUGAGGCUUUUAGCGGACCUGAGAUUAAAUGCAAAGCCCGUAUCCAUACGGAUUUGGACGAUUUGGUUAUUAAAGAAAUUGGAAGUCACAGUUGUGUGAAAGGAAAACGAAGUGCUGAAAAGUUUGGAACUCCUAAGGAUGAGGGUUCAACUUCAGUUGAUAGAACAUUGCGAAGUGCAACUAAGCCAAAAAAACGUUCUCGCCCUAAAGCAAACCUUCCACCUUCUGGUCCAGACGAUGUGAGAGGUUUGGAUAUUCCUAAUGGAUAUAAAAUUUAUGUGCGUCCAAAGGAAGGUGGGGCAGAAGGAGAAGUUGAGGAAGAACAAUUUUUGUUGGCUGAUUCAGGUGUUUAUGAAGAAAAUGGUGAUCAGAGGUUAUUUUUUUGUUAAGUUUGGUUUGGAUGCAAUAUUAAAGUGGGGGAUGUAUUUUUAAGUUAAUUAGGUGCCCAAAAUGUUUGUUUUUACAGGGCUUGGCACAGAGACGUCUUGGGUUUCAUUCUGCUUGUGUGUUAUUUUCUAGUUUUUUCUCUUCUGGGAUAUUUUCUGGAGUUAUUUUGAACUUUGACCAUCCCAGAAAUUUUUU
Molecule: messenger RNA, 838 nt
Organism: Meloidogyne enterolobii
Lineage: Eukaryota; Metazoa; Nematoda; Chromadorea; Rhabditida; Meloidogynidae
Source: the annotation of a GenBank genome assembly